Messenger RNA from Pogona vitticeps (central bearded dragon), 1829 nucleotides. RefSeq names its product phenazine biosynthesis like protein domain containing (gene PBLD). Lineage: Eukaryota; Metazoa; Chordata; Lepidosauria; Squamata; Agamidae. Gene Ontology annotation, biological process: biosynthetic process. Gene Ontology annotation, cellular component: cytoplasm. Gene Ontology annotation, molecular function: isomerase activity. The record is from RefSeq and is a predicted model, not a curated record.
CAGAGAGGAUGGCGCAUGCGAGGAGAAAGACGUAACUGGCGCAUGUGGCGGUUGAUACUCUUCAAAGCGAAGCCGCGAGGUGGGCUUAUGUUUCGUGGGAGGUCCUGCAGGAUUCUUGCUGUUGAACGCGGUGCAGAUGAGGAGCCUAGUUGGACACGACUUAACGACUAAACAACAUGGCACAGUGGUGAAAUUGCAGUAAUGCAUUGAAAACUCGGCUCAUGACCCUAGUUCAGUCCCGGGUAACUGGCAUGAGGUUCACUCAGCCUUCCAUCCUUCUGAGUGGAUGCUGUCCCAUCCCUUGAGCACUGCCUGGCUGUGGUAUUAGAGUGGAUGGGGACCAACAGAUUGAGGCUGAACCUGGGCAAGACAGAGGUUCUUCAGUAACAACUGGAAAGAGAGGAUCAGCACUUUGAAAAAAGCCAUUUUAAAAAAACCGUCCAGACAUUAAGGAAGAAAAAUGCAGAUCGCUAUUUUCACAGUUGAUGCAUUUACUGAUCAACCAUUUCGUGGCAACCCUGCAGCUGUUUGUCUUCUAGAAGAUGAACUGGAAGAAAGUUGGCAUCAAAAAAUAGCAAGAGAAAUGAACCUCUCAGAAACAGCAUUUAUCAGGAAACUGCACCCUACAGAUGACUUUAGCAAAAGUUCCUGUUUCGGAUUAAGGUGGUUUACACCAACUAGCGAAGUCCCACUCUGUGGUCAUGCUACUCUUGCUUCAGCUGCUGUGUUAUUCCAAAUCAAAAGAAACGUGAAUUCUACUCUAACCUUCGUAACUCUAAGUGGGCAAUUAAAAGCCAGACAAGCAGGAGACCACAUUACCUUGGACUUACCCCUUUACUUCAGCCAUCCACAGGAUUUUCAGGAAGUGAAAGAGUUAGUAAAGAUAGCUGCAAGUGAGAUGACUGUUCAAGAUGUUCGCUAUUCUCCUGAAACAAAGAAGCUUCUUGUCCGUCUCAGUGAUGUUUAUGAAAGGUCUGAUUUGGAGAAACUGAAAGUGAAUACUCAAGAACUUCUACUGGCUGAGAAGACUGGGAAAAUAAAAGGUUUAAUAGUCACACUUAAGGGAGACUGCCACGAGAAACAAGGAAGCUAUGAUUUUUUCUCCCGUUAUUUUGCACCAUGGUAUGGCGUUUCAGAAGAUCCUGUCACAGGAGCUGCACACACAGUUUUGAGCAGCUACUGGUCACAACAACUGGGGAAAAAGGAAAUGUGUGCAUUUCAGUGUUCUGCUCGGGGCGGAAGACUGAAGAUUUUGCUCCGGGAUGAUGGAAGAUUAGACCUGAGUGGCCAAACAGCCAUUGUGUUAAAGGGCUUUCUGACUAUCUAAAGAAAAUUAGGACAAGCUUUUUUUAAUGAUUCUUACUGAUGUGAAUGUUUCUUUUAUUUAGAAGAACAUUGCUACUUAAUUAGGAAGUCAAGAUAUGCAUAAUUUGGUAACUUAAGGUGUGUUCCAUGGGGACACAUGGAUUGCAACUUGGGCACCUUGUGGUCAGUACCAUCUGUUUCUGGGCAUAAAGCAUCAGGAAAUGCUCUCCAGCCCAACCCUGAUUUAUGCCCCAGACAGACCUAUUUGGUCUAAGUGUAGGGCUACUACUUUGGGGGGGGUGGGUUAUUUGGUGUGAUUUCUCAGCAAAUAGAGGGGUCAUUUAAGCAACGCUUUCUGAUGUGAUCAAAUGCUUGCCUUUGCAGCCAUCUAAUUGCACCCUUAAUUAUGUAAAUGGAUUUAUAUAUUCAUAAUACUUGCCUUACUGUCCUAUCCCACCCUGACAGCUUCGGGCGGGUAAGAACAGCUUCUGUCCUUUUGCAAGUACAGUACAUUGGACAGCUGG